ACAAAAUACGACCAUUUAUGUGAUAGACUCUUCUCUUCCCGCAAUUCUCUAGAAGCUCUUAAAACCGCCUUCUUCCCAGGUUUCUUAAAAUAUUUUCUUAUUAGAAUUGUGAUGUAAAGGAGCAAUUGAACUAUUACAGGUACAACCAAGAAAUCUUUUUCCCAGAAAUCUUUUGUGAAAAUUGAAAUUAUCAUACAUCAAUUGUAAAUCCAAGAGAAAGAAAGUAAUGAGAUCAUCGAAACGGAGAGCUGCAGAUAACAGUAGAGGAAGCAAUAAUGGCUCUGACCAUUUACAAACCCUCCACCAACGUCUUAAACAUGCUUUAAGUCUUGGUACCGCCAGACCGAGUGAUGAUAAAGAUAGGAAAUGGAAGUGUACGGAUUUAGAAAUUCAGAAGCAUGUGGUUCGAUCCCUUGCUGCUUUUCUUGAUUCUUCUUCGGGAGCUUCCUCCAACCAUCGCCUUCUCAAGGAUUCUCUUGCUGAUAUUGUUGAGGCAUUGGUGUGGAUUCUGCACUGUAAAAGUGAAGCCAUAAUAAGCAUGACGGUAAAUGUGGUGGUGAAGUUGGUCAGCAGUAACGGUUCAAUGAUGCAAUUGUACUUGACAGAUCUCGUCAACCCUUUGUCAUCAUUAUUAUGUUCCGACAAUUUCGAAGUUGCUACUUCCUCUGCCACAGCUUUGAACAUGGUCCUUUCCAAUCUAAGUGCAAAGAGGGAGAAACAAGUUUGGGAUAUAGUCAAAGAUACAAAGAUUCUUAUUCAAAUUAUUAGGAUUAUCCGAGAAUUUCCUGGUAGCAUCCGGCCCAUUGAGAAUUUUCAAGAGAUGGCUUCCCUAUUGUAUACAAUAUUGUGGCGGUGGCCUCAAUCUCGUUAUUUUGUGUGGAAUGAUACUAUUUUGAUCAAAGUUUUAGAAGAUAGAUUUACUAAAUCUCAUCUAUCUACAAAAGUUUCAGUGUUGAAAUUGUAUUCUGCAUUAGCUCUAUGCAAUAAAGUAGCCAAGGAGCUUCUGGAAAACGGUGAAACAAUUCUAACAAUGAUGGUUUCUUGCAUGGAUGGUUCAGAACCUCUGGCGAUUAGGAUAGAGGGAUUUAGACUUGCCCAGCAUUUGGCGGCAGAUGAACAGCGAUGCGUAAAAAUGACAAGCUUUUGUUCUGGGCCUCUAAUUAAAGCCAUUAUUGGAGGAAUGAGAGUAUGGAGGUUGGGCGCUGGAAAGGGUGCAAAUGAUCUGAUGUCUUUGCUAGAUGAAGCCUGUAGGUUGGCUCUAAUUAGUCGCUGGCCGGGAGAACAUCACCAUCACUUUUGGGAGCAAGGGAUUGACGAAGUUCUUCUUGAUCUACUUUUUGAAAAUUUUGACAAACAAGCAGUGAAGCAUCCUUUGUCACCUCGGGAACAAAUGUUUAUUGCUCAGGAAGGCCUUGAUAAUAAUUUUCUUCUUGCGCUAAGACCAUACAUCUGGGAGAUUUUUGGAUGGCUUGCUGUGCACUGUGCGAAAGAUUUUAGACCAAGAACGGAUCAAAAUGAGCUCUGUAUUGACAUGCUUAUCAUGUGUGCAUGCUUGUCUUUUGUAGAAGCAAUUUGCAAAGGAUGCCAAAUUUGCGAAAACAAUGAUGCCUCUAGAAGUGAGUCAUCAUCACGAGCAGUUUUAGUGAUGAUGCAUUCUAGCAACACAUAUAUUGGGUCAAAAGUAAAACUCAUCCUUUCUGGUGUUCUAGAGAUGAAGGGAAAUGAGUGUCUGAAACGCUUGCUGCGUUUUCUAGAUUAUGCGUCAUCAGCAAAUAACUUUGGGUCACCAAACAUCCCUAAAACUGUUUUUGAAUUGAUUGGUUUGAUUUGUUAUUCUGAAUUGCCUCAAUAUCAAAAAAAUGUUAUUAGAGGUGAUGGGAUGAAGACACUAGUGACUUCUAUAAAAAGUUGCUUGAGCAAUCAAGUGUGUACUAAGAGGAGAAGCUUUGCCCUUCAUUUCUAUAAUAAUGUGUAUUAUGAGAGGUCGUGUUGCUGGAUGACUGUUGAAGAGUGGGAAGGAAAAGACGCUCUUUUAUUUUACAGUUUGUGGGGACUAGCUUUGUUUUUACAGCAUUCCUCUGCUAUAGAUCAUACUCAUAUCAAAUCUCAUUUAAUAAAGACAGUGCAAGAAGUCUUGGAUAAUGUAUCUGCUACUGGGCCAAGGUGGUUGGCUGCAAAUAUUCUUAGUUUUUUUGGUGUUUAUGGUUUCCCCGGUAAACAAGACAGAGGUUCUGGGAAAGCACUUGAAGACAAGGAGCAUACUGAUCUGCAACUCUUUUUCGCAAAUGGUGAGUCUGUGAGUGUUCAUAAAAUUGUUCUUGCAGUCCGUUGUCCAUCAUUGCUACCCCCUGAGCAGUUUCCCCAGAUUGCAAAAACAACUGAUAAUGUUUUAGUAAGAGAUAUUCCAAAGAAUCUCUACUCAAUAUUGCAGAAAGAAGUCCGUUUGUCUGCUCUUGUUGAUCAGCAGGCUCUACUGAAGUUGUUGGACUAUGUUUACUAUGGUUAUCUUGAAGCAGGAGAGGAGCUUGCAAGGAAGUUGAAAACUCUGGCUAAAUCUUGUAACAUGCAACCGUUAUUCCAAAUGCUUUGCAGAAAGAUACCUAAGUGGGGUACUCCAAUUCCAAAAACUGAUUUGACUGACGCUCUUGGUUCAUUUGGGUUCCAAUUCACGGAUAUAAUCUUGGAAGCUAAAGGGACAGAACAAAUGUCCUGGGCAUGCAGUUUUUGCUCUCUAUUGGUUCCGCACAUGCAUGCUCACAAAAUCAUACUGCAGUCAAGGUGUAAAUAUCUACAAGCUUUGUUUCUAUCUGGAAUGCAGGAAAGCCAUUCACAAAGCAUAAAGGUUCCUGUGAGUUGGGAAGCAUUGAUCAAGUUAGUUCAAUUGAUCUACAGUCAUGAGCUGCCUGAUCCUCCCUUUGGAUGUGUGUGGGACAAUAUGGACACUGAGGAAAGGCUAUAUGAGCUGAAACCUUAUGUAGAACUGUACUGGCUGGCCAAAUUUUGGAUUUUGGAAGAUGUUCAAGAAGACUGCUUCACAACUAUCACAUCUUGCUUGGAUUCCGAUAGACAUUUAGCUGUUGAAGUUAUGAAACUUGCUUAUGGUUUCUCUCUGUGGAAGCUAGCGGAGGUAGCGGCAGAUUACAUGGCCCCUCUUUAUCCUAAACUCCGUGACUCCGGUGUUCUUGAACAACUUGAUGAUCUGCUAAUUGAGUUGGUUCGUGAUGCUUCUGUGAGGCUCACUCAAGAGCGGUAACCUCUAUCGAUGAUAUCAUAUAACCUAUAAUAUACGAAGGUGAUUAGUGAAGCAUUAUUAUCAGGGUAAGAAGUGUUGAAGCCAUUUCUCAUACGUCUAGUACCAUCCAGUGAAAAACCAGAUACGAACAUGCUCUUCAUGUAGAUUUUGCGUACACUAUUUUAACAAUCUAUGUUUUACCUAAGACGUCCUGGUCAUACAUAACUGACGAGCCCUGUGUCUUAGUUGGCCUGGUCCGUGACAGGACGGAACAGUUCAACUGUGAAUUAGGUAAGAAAUUUUGGUUAGGAUUGAUAUACACGUGUUAUGAUGAAAUGAAUGAGUAAUUUUAAGGAUAUGAUUCAUUUUGUUGUGACCAAAGUGAUCCGUUUGGUAGCUAGCUCUUCAAUAUUUGCCUUACAUUUUGUUGUAGAGGAGCGGCCUGUAA
Molecule: messenger RNA, 3680 nt
Organism: Hibiscus syriacus
Lineage: Eukaryota; Viridiplantae; Streptophyta; Magnoliopsida; Malvales; Malvaceae
Product: BTB/POZ domain-containing protein At1g04390-like
Exons: 8
Coding region: 227-3253 (1008 amino acids)
Molecular function (GO): protein binding
Source: RefSeq, a predicted model, not a curated record